AUGACAAGAGUCCCAACCUCAAGGGGACUUCAUAGAGAAGAUAUCAAUUCAAAAUGUAAAAGGAAACCACCAGACAGCCUCAUCUUCAAAAGGGCUAGGAGGAAGCAACAAAUUCUCCCAAGAGAAACUAACAACCCCGAAAUGACAUCUCUAGGCGUAAAAGACUCUAAGAGAAGAAGCCGAAAAUCUGAAACCGAAGUAAAUCGGAAGCGCCUCCAACAGGAGGAUAACCUCUCUCGGAAGAAGUUGUCGCCAACCCAAAAAAUUCUAAAGCCCGAGGACUGGAGUAGCAGGCAGAAAUUUCAAGGGAAUCAAUCGGAAGGAAGCCAGACUCUGAAAAAAACUCAUUCCCAGCCUCGAAAAGGAACCAACAGCAACAAGAAAAUUAGAAAGGAACUACUAGGAAAGAAUCUGAACGACAUUAUUACGCCGGGCCUCCCGAAAGGACUAAGCAGAGGUCAAAACCGUAGAAUAAAAACAGAACACUUAAACACAGGACACAGCAAAAUAACUCUCCAAGAAUCCAAAAAGAAAAAAGAAAGAAAAAAAAGCCCACACGAAGUUAACCCAGGAAGCAGAACAGGAACCAAGAAGUCAAAAAAGUCAAGGAAAAAAUUAAGAAGCGGGGUUGAUAAAUCACAACAGAACCGGCAGGCACUAAAUCCAAAUGAGAGACUAGAUAAUACCCAUGCUACCGGGAAAAUCCUCGAAAAAGGCCUAACCAAAGGAGAGAAUAGAAGGAACCAAGAAAACAAUCAUCCAGAAUCUUGGGAAGAAGAUUUGAAAAAAGUGACUAGACCUAAACAGGAAGGCAAAAAGAAGCCAGAGAAUGAAAUACUCAGAAGGAACCGAGAAGCAUUAGUAGAAAAUAAUAGGGACAACACCUCGGCCACAACCCCACCGAACGCGACUAUGGUAUUCCUAAAAGGAAAAUCUGGAAAAAACCUAAAGCCACCAAAUGACACAAGGUGA
Molecule: messenger RNA, 972 nt
Organism: Plasmodium inui San Antonio 1
Lineage: Eukaryota; Apicomplexa; Aconoidasida; Haemosporida; Plasmodiidae
Exons: 4
Coding region: 1-972 (323 amino acids)
Source: RefSeq, a predicted model, not a curated record